AUGUUGGCCCUCAGUAUUGUCUUGUAUGCCUUAUUAGGCACCUCCCUAGUCUUUGCAAUCAUCGAGCUGGGUCUCUCGGCUUUCAUUGCGGCCGCAUAUUCUGGCACGCAAGAAAUCGCAACCUGGAGUGCAUAUUCGGGCUAUUCAUACGGUCAAGUCAAUGUGAAACCUCCGGCUAUCCUCGUCUUCCUGGUCUUCUCUUCGGUUUGGACUAUCCUGGUAACAGUCGCCGCCCUAGUGCUGCCCUGGUACUAUACCCGUAAGGGCUUCGUGAGCGCAAAGCUCAACACUGUCCUCGCCGCUGCCUUUGUGGCCAUUUACUUCGUCACUAUGGUAUUCUGGCUGGCAUGCUUUGCUGACCUCGCCAGUCUCCUUGGUGGCGGCACUAGUACAAAUCCCUACUACAAUGCCGUACUUGCCUUUGGUGUGCUCCUUUGGUUACUCUUUGUUGCCCUCGUCGUAUUCACCAUUCUUGCCAUGUGUGGUGUGUUGGUGUCUGACUGGGCUGGGUACCAGUCACUCAGGAAGGAGAACGGAGUUGGCGCACAACAGACUACUGCUGGCCCUGCUCACGAAGUGCCGAUGACCGAACAGCCGAUCGCUUAG
Molecule: messenger RNA, 606 nt
Organism: Penicillium concentricum
Lineage: Eukaryota; Fungi; Ascomycota; Eurotiomycetes; Eurotiales; Aspergillaceae
Exons: 3
Coding region: 1-606 (201 amino acids)
Cellular component (GO): membrane
Source: RefSeq, a predicted model, not a curated record